UCUCGAGAAAUUAAAAUGCUUGAUAAGUAUAAAUUAAAAAAAUUAGGCAAGGAGCUUGACGAAAAUCUUAAUGAUUGGAAAACAUUAUAUCAAAACAUACUAGACGCUUUUAAAAUACAAUAUAAUCCAGUAUCACAGUGUGCUAAAACAGAGUUCUUGGUAAUUGAUCUGGUCAUUGACCUUAACAAAGUUUUUGCAAAUCGAGAGCGCAUCGAAGCUAGAAUUAUUCGUAUAUUUGGAGAUGUAGUUCAAAUCCCGGAAAACCUUGUAAUCCGAGAUUUGGAUGACGACUACAACGUUAUAUUAAUAGUUGCGAGACGAAUUGAAAUUAAACCAGGAUGUCGAAUAUUUGUUAAUAAUGAGAAAAAAGAUCCUUUUCGGCUUGUUAUUUAUGCUAUGGAAAUUCCAUUAGACCUUAUUAUAGAAAUAAAAUCUAUACACGAUACUGUUACCAAUAAAUUUACGUCUAACCGCGAAUGUAAGCACAUUGGUGGAAUGCUUUCAAUGCAAGAUGGGCGUUUUGAAUAUAUAAAAUAUUUUGAAAAAUUCGAUACCAAUAUUCUUCAAAAAAAGGCAUUUAAUAAAAUGUUGCAAUUUUCUCUGCAAAUUGCCUGUGCUUUAUUUUAUGACGAGCCAAAAAUUACGCAAUCAAUUCUUACAUGGAUUAUUGAAAUAACAGCACAAUCACAAUCUGAAAUGGUAAAGGAAAUAUAUUAUCAUGGAUUGGCAGUUUUUGAACGAUUUAAAAUCCUUAAAGAAAGGAUGGAAAGAACGAAUCAAGUACGUUUUGUUCCACCACUUGAUAAGAAACAAUAUUGGAAAUAUAUCGAGGCUUUUAUGAAAACUGUAAAUUCUUACGAAAUUGAAUAUCUGACACUUCUAGAAAAUAGAGAUAUUAACAAAUUGGAGAGAAAAAAGCUAAAAUUGUUAUUAAAUGAUUGCAACGAUGCAAAACAAAUGUUUCAACGUUUUGAGGAAGAGAGCAACAAUCUUUAUCAAUCAUCAUAUGAAGUUAUUAAAAAAGCAAAAGGAGAUCUUGAGAAAAGAAAAGAAGAAGUCAUUAAUGCACGCAUUGCUUUCGAAGAUGGAAUUAAUGAGUGGAGGAGAAAACAAAAAUUUGCCGCGAAAAAACAAAUUGCUAUUGAUAUUUUUGAAAUAUUAUUAAUAAUUGGUAAAAUUAUUAUUCAAUCUGGUAGUAUAAUCGGUCUUAUCAAAACCGUAAAAGAUGUAUCAAAUUCAAUUCAAAAUAUUUUUAAAGACAUUUUCGCAAAAAAGAUCAUGGACAUAUUCAGCUCUGAUGAUGUAGAAAAAAUCGAAAAGUUAUAUAAUCCUGACGAUGCGACAAAGAUUAUGAAAUUAAAUGAUAUAAUUAAGGAAAUCAUUAAAUCUAAACAUGAAAUAGAAAGUUAUAGAGAAAUUGCUAAAGAACGUACUAAUAUUAAGGACGAAGAUGGAGAAAUCGAAUUAUUGAAUAUCGAUAAACUUGCAAAAGUCCUCGAAACAAAAGAUCAAAAAGGAAUCUUACUAAGUACCGAAUGGAAAUUAAUCCAUGAAAACAUAGAGAAAUUACUCAAAUUACCGAUCGAUAAAAAAAUCGAAGGUGCAAAAGAAUACUUAAACUCAUUAAAGAAUUUUUUUCUUUUUAUUGAUUCGUACAUUAAAGCCAAAAUUGAAGAAACCAAAAAUAAAAGAGAAUAUUCACGGACUCAAUUACACGUAGAAACGUUCAAGAGAAAGGAAAAUCGACUUAAAACUAUGAUUGAAGAAUUUGAAUUGAACCAAGAUUAUUAUAAUAAUAUAGCACUUUUGCUAUUUGAAAAUCUUAUCAAUUUAAGGUGCUGGAUUAUGGUAUACAUGGAAAAUUAUCGUUGUGCCUUUGAGUAUUGGUCUCUUUCAGAAUCUAAACUGAAACUUUCAGUUAUUAAAAAUUUCAACGAAUACGAAAAGGAUAUUAAUAAUGAAUUAGUAGAAAUUUACAAAAAAUUUAAUGGUCCACCACAAGAAUUUAAACUCGAAAUUGAUGUUGUUGAUGGAAACCAAAUAGAAGAAUUUAAACGUAAUGGGUCCGUUACAAUCGAUAUUCCGUUGGAUCACCCCAAGUUAUCAAUGAUUGAUAAUGCUCGACUUCAUGAAUUUCAAGUAUUUUUGAUAGGUGUUGGCUCAAUAAAUGAUGAAAUAUCACUUAGUAUCAAUAGUUCAAAUUCGUUUUUCGAUAGAUAUAAAGGAAUUAAUUAUAAAUUUAAAACGGUGCCUAGAAGAAGUCAAUUGUUUACGUACAAAUCAAUGGAUAAUUAUGCUUGA
Dentiscutata heterogama is the source of this 2301-nucleotide messenger RNA. Lineage: Eukaryota; Fungi; Glomeromycota; Glomeromycetes; Diversisporales; Gigasporaceae. The record is from the annotation of a GenBank genome assembly.